AUGAUCUUGGACUUUAGUACCUCGUCAGGGGCCCGCGUCAAGGGCCUGUGUCAGGGGCCCGCUUCAGGGUCCUGUGUCAGGGGCCGGGCCCCUCAGGAGCUGAGGUUCCACACUGGUCUGGGAGCUCACAGCUUCAUUUAUUUACCAACCUGUGGAUUUCUUCAUCAUCUUCAUCAUCAUCAUCAUCUUCGCUAUAUCACCUUCAUCAUCAUCAUCUUCAUCAUCAUCCUCUUCACCAUCAUCAUCAUCACCUUCAUCAUCACCAUCAUCACCUUCAUCACCAUCAUCACCAUCAUCACCAUCAUCAUCACCUUCAUCAACAUCAUCCCCUUCAUCAUCACCAUCAUCACCAUCAUCACCUUCAUCACCAUCAUCACCUUCAUCAUCAUCGUCAUCACCAUCAUCACCUUCAUCAUCAUCACCAUCAUCACCAUCAUCGUCAUCACCAUCAUCACCUUCAUCACCAUCAUCACCUUCAUCACCAUCAUCACCUUCAUCAUCAUGGUCAUCACCAUCAUCACCUUCAUCAUCAUCACCAUCAUCCCCUUCAUCAUCAUCGUCAUCACCAUCGUCAUCACCUUCAUCAUCACCUUCAUCAUCAUCAUCAUCACCAUCAUCAUGAUCAUUAUCAUCAUCAUCAUCAUCAUCAAAACAGCUGAAACAUCCCAUAAUUUCUCAUUUCUAAACUCUCCUGACCGGUCCCCUGCCUCACGAAACGACCACGCUCCAGUUGGUGUGUGUCUGGGCCGCGGUGGCGAGCAAACCCUCGCCACGCCAAACCCUCGCCACGCCAAACCCUCGCCAAACCCUCGUCACGCCAAACCCUCGCCACGCCAAACCCUCGCCACGCCAAACCCUCACCACGCCAAACCCUCGCCACGCCAAACCCUCGUCACGCCAAACUCUCGCCACGCCAAACCCUCGUCACGCCAAACCUCGUCACGCCAAACCCUCGCCACGCAAAAAACCCUCGUCACGCCAAACCCUCGCCACGCCAAACCCUCGCCACGCCAAACUCUCGCCACGCCAAACCCUCGUCACGCCAAACCUCGUCACGCCAAACCCUCGUCACGCCAAACCCUCGCCACGCCAAACCCUCGUCACGCCAAACCCUCGCCACGCCAAACCCUCGUCACGCCAAACCCUCGCCACGCCAAACCCUCGCCACGCCAAACCCUCAGCAGAACGUUUUUUGUGGCCCACUUUCACCAACAAUCUCUGCAGGUCUAA
Knipowitschia caucasica is the source of this 1230-nucleotide messenger RNA. The record is from the annotation of a GenBank genome assembly. NCBI's taxonomy places the organism in Eukaryota, Metazoa, Chordata, Actinopteri, Gobiiformes, Gobiidae.